Messenger RNA from Aspergillus aculeatus ATCC 16872, 1152 nucleotides. Its product is annotated as DEAD/DEAH box helicase family protein. Gene Ontology annotation, molecular function: ATP binding; nucleic acid binding. The transcript has 3 exons. Lineage: Eukaryota; Fungi; Ascomycota; Eurotiomycetes; Eurotiales; Aspergillaceae. Bases 1 to 1152 code for a protein of 383 amino acids. The record is from RefSeq and is a predicted model, not a curated record.
AUGGCAUCCACAGCUCCCGAUUAUGCUAUUAACCCCGAACACUGCCUGACAGGCCGAACAACGGCUGCCCUGCUGACGGUUGUUUUUGCCCGGUCGAAAAGCACCAUCUUCGUGACAUCCACCAAAGAGGCGGCAGUUCAAGCUGCAGGAAUCGGAAACAUCAUUGCGUUGAGCCAUGGCACACUCACGGUCUCAUGUCUCGUUGGCCUCGGUGGGCCUGCUAGUCCACUCUCCUCCACUAGAGAGGCCCAGAGGCUCAUUGUGACUACUCCUGGCAAGCUCUUCAAAGAUCUCCGCAACCGCGAAAUUGUGCCCGAGGAUGUCAGUACUGUUAUCCUAGAUGAAGGCGAUACUUUGUUAGACACUGAGUCGGGUUGUGGUCAUCAUUGUCCUUUGGCUUUGCAGUCACUUUCUGCUGCAUCGCCCACUCUUCUUGUGAUCAGCAAUACCACCAUGCCUAUCCCUGCUGCUAUGCAAGCAUAUCACUCCCAGCUCGUCACCAUUGAGAGUCCUGAUCUCUGGAAGAAAAGAGGGAAUAUCAACUACUUACUCUCGCCAAAGUCGACCCGAUUCGAGGAGAUCCGCAAGCUUCUGUCUGAGGCAGGUGAUAAAAAGCCGGCUACAACACUCCUAGCAGCUGAGACUAUUGCCCAAGCCGAGAGCCUGCAGAAGUUUCUUGGGAAUAAAUUUACGCUGGUGCAUUCCAGGCUGCUCGAUGAUGUCAGGUUUGAGCGUGUGACACAGUUCAAUAAGGGACAGAUCUCACUGAUCGGCUGCCGGGUCCCCUCUUCUGGCCCGGAACUAGCCGUGGCUCAACUCGUGAUGUUCUUCGAGCCACCGGCCAGAUGGGGUGAUCUGGCAGAUCUGCUGGAGAAACUUGAUGACCACGGUAAUCUGUAUAUCUGCUACGAUCCCGAGAUUUUAGAGGAAACCAAUCGAAUUCGCGCCGUCCAAGCCAACUUUGAGAGUGCCAAGAAGGGACAAAUGAUCACCAAUCAGUCCGGGGGCCGGCGACUGGACCCAAUUCGGAGGGUCCCGGUGACUGGUAUCCCAAGGAGGCGGCCCAGUGGUUCCCUGUCCAGGAUAGAACUUUCUAAGACGGCGGUGCCAACGGACGACGGAGGUAUUUCGACUUCGAAAGUGCCGCACUAG